This is a messenger RNA of Rotaria sp. Silwood1, 273 nucleotides long. The record is from the annotation of a GenBank genome assembly. NCBI's taxonomy places the organism in Eukaryota, Metazoa, Rotifera, Eurotatoria, Philodinida, Philodinidae.
AUGCAGCAAGUACUUGAUCAACAAACAACAUCAAACUCAAUAUCAUCUUCAUCAACAUCUCUUAAUAUAAUUAAUACUAGUGAUAUCAAAUCAACGGAUACAAUCAGUAUAGAUGAAUUAAAUGACAGCGAAGAAACAGAUGAUCGUGAUUUGGAAGUAUACUCAUGGUGUCAAAUGCUUGAUGAAGCGCGAAAUAUUCUUGAAAAUUCAUCAAUUUCUUCUGCUACAUCAACUUCUUCGACAGUAUCUGAUUCUGCAUCAAUUUGGGUUUAG